Messenger RNA from Paramecium sonneborni, 168 nucleotides. Lineage: Eukaryota; Ciliophora; Oligohymenophorea; Peniculida; Parameciidae. The record is from the annotation of a GenBank genome assembly.
AUGAGUGUAUAAGAAUUCAUAGCUAAAAAGAAGUUGUUAGAUGAAGCAUGGAGAUUUUCAAGAAUGUUGCAUAAUUAUUUUAAGUUGCUACUGCUAACAGUUCUAAAGAAAACUAUAGCGAUUGUUUUUUAUAGCUAAAGAUCAAGUCAAUUGAAAAAAUUUGAUUGA